UUAAAACCCUAACUCUCAGCCGCUGCGCACGCUAUAAUAAGUGUCCUGGCUAGGCGAAACGGCGUUCUAAAAGUAGCGUUAAACAAAAAAGGGGAGAGGAAGAGGAGGAGCCGCCGGCGGCAGCUGAGAAAAUAUGCAGAUCUUCGUCAAAACCCUGACCGGAAAGACCAUAACUCUAGAGGUCGAGUCCUCGGACACCAUCGACAAUGUCAAGGCCAAAAUUCAAGACAAGGAAGGGAUUCCUCCGGACCAGCAGCGGUUGAUUUUUGCUGGAAAGCAGCUGGAGGAUGGCCGUACUCUUGCUGAUUACAAUAUCCAGAAAGAGUCGACCCUCCAUUUGGUUCUGAGGUUGCGGGGAGGGAUCAUUGAGCCCUCUCUGAUGGCUCUAGCUAGAAAAUACAAUCAGGACAAGAUGAUUUGCCGCAAAUGCUAUGCUCGUUUGCAUCCUCGUGCUGUUAACUGCCGGAAGAAGAAAUGCGGGCACAGCAAUCAGUUGAGACCAAAGAAGAAGAUCAAGUAGACAUGCUGCAGAGUUCUGAGCCAACGAGUUAUAUUUGUCUGGUGUUACAUCUUUUAGUGCUUGUUUGGAUUUACAAAAAAUUUUGCGGACAGAGCCAGAUAUGGACCAUUUUGUUUGCUUAACCGUAAUCUUGAGGAUUUGAAUAUUCAAGAUAUCUCUCCGUCACUCCAACACCACCACCCCUCCCCCCCCCCUCUCCCCCUCUUUCCUUCUCUCUUUCGUGUGCUUGUUCUGUGAUUCUGCUUGCUGCAUGUCAAUAAUGUGACCCGCUGUGAGAUUUCUGCUGCGUUAGAAGGAUAUCUGGGAUAAAAAGCCAUCCUUUUUCGCUC
This is a messenger RNA of Coffea arabica (coffee), 849 nucleotides long. RefSeq names its product ubiquitin-ribosomal protein eL40 fusion protein. Gene Ontology annotation, cellular component: ribosome. Gene Ontology annotation, molecular function: protein binding; structural constituent of ribosome. The record is from RefSeq and is a predicted model, not a curated record. Gene Ontology annotation, biological process: translation. NCBI's taxonomy places the organism in Eukaryota, Viridiplantae, Streptophyta, Magnoliopsida, Gentianales, Rubiaceae.